Molecule: messenger RNA, 3571 nt
Organism: Pelmatolapia mariae (spotted tilapia)
Lineage: Eukaryota; Metazoa; Chordata; Actinopteri; Cichliformes; Cichlidae
Product: NACHT, LRR and PYD domains-containing protein 12-like
Exons: 10
Coding region: 93-3110 (1005 amino acids)
Biological process (GO): intracellular signal transduction
Molecular function (GO): protein binding
Source: RefSeq, a predicted model, not a curated record
GCCUGACCCAGUUUCAUGAGAACAGGAAGAGAAACAGCUGAGCCCCCGUUCAAAGCAGGAGGAGAGUGGAGCUGAGGCAGGCCUGACUGAAGAUGAUGAUGGAGGAAGAGGAGGACAGAGCCGAAUCUGCAGGAUCCAGCUGUGCGUGUGUGACGAGUGACCGGUUCAAAGAUCAUCCUCCAAAGUUCAGUGAUGGACCAACAAAAGGGAGGAAGAGGAGUGGUGUUUGUGAGGAGGAGCAGCUGUCCUGCUGUGCUUUGUGUCAGGACGUCCUGAAGGAUCCAGUCUCUACCAGCUGUGGACACUGGUUCUGCAGACAGUGCAUCUCCUCAUACUGGGACCAGUCUGCUUCAUCAGGAGACUCCUCCUGUCCCCAGUGUGGAGAAAGAUCCAGAAGCGGAGCUGGACUGCAGACAGCCAGUCAGAGCAGCUGUGUACAAAAUGUUGGUCUGCAGGAGGUUUUAGAUGAACAUAAGAUCAGUCUGAGGAGAAGAUGUGAACGUGUGACUGAAGGAAGUGAUGAAACAGGAAGUAGAACCCUCCUCAACAGGAUCUACACUGAGCUCUACAUCACAGAGGGACAGAGUGAAGAGGUUCAUACCCAACAUGAGGUGAGGCAGCUGGAGACAGCUUCCAAGAUGGACGCCCUCCAUGACGCUCCAAUCAGGUGCCAGGACAUCUUUAAAGCCUUACCUGACCAACAGAGACCCAUCAGAGUGGUUCUGACCAACGGCGUGGCUGGUGUUGGAAAAACCUUCUCAGUGCAGAAGUUCACUCUGGACUGGGCAGAGGGCUUGGAGAACCAACAUGUCAGUGUGGUGGUUCUGCUUUCAUUCAGGGAGCUGAACCUGAUCAGAGAUGAGCAGUACAGUCUUCUGGAGCUGCUCCAUGUUUUCCAUCCAACAUUACAGAAGGUCACAGCAGAGAAGCUGGCUGUCUCUCAGCUUUUGUUCAUCUUUGACGGCCUGGAUGAAAGCAGACUUUCAUUGGAUUUCAGCAACAGGAAGCUGCUGUCUGAUGUCACACAGAAGUCAUCAGUCAGCCAGCUGCUGACAAACCUCAUCCAGGGGAAUCUGCUUCCCUCGGCUCUCGUCUGGAUAACUUCCCGACCUGCAGCAGCCAAUCAGAUCCCUCCUACAUGUGUCGACAGGCUAACAGAAGUACGAGGCUUCACUGACGCCCAGAAGGAGGAGUACUUCAGGAGGAGAUUCAGUGAUGAAGAGCUGUCCAGCAGAAUCAUCUCCCACAUGAAGACAUCCAGGAGCCUCCACAUCAUGUGUAGAAUCCCAGUCUUCUGCUGGAUCACUGUUACAGUUCUGGAGCACAUGUUGACUACAGAGCAGAGAGGAGAGCUGCCCAAGACCCUGACUGACAUGUACUCACACUUCCUGCUGGUUCAGACAAAGAGGAAGAAGAACAAGUAUCAUGAGGGACAUGAGACGAGUCCACAGGAGCUGAUGGAGGCUGACAGGGAAGUUCUUCUGAAGCUGGGGAGGCUGGCGUUUGAACAUCUGGAGAAAGGAAACAUCAUGUUCUACCAAGAAGACCUGGAGCAGUGUGGUCUGGAUGUGACAGAGGCCUCGGUGUACUCAGGAGUUUGUACAGAGAUCUUCACAAGAGAGUGUGUGAUCUUCCAGAAACCAGUCUACUGCUUUGUUCAUCUGAGCAUUCAGGAGUUUCUGGCUGCAGUCUACAUGUUCCACUGUUUCACCAACAGGAAGACAGAGGUGCUGAAGAAGUUUCUGGGAAAAAAAUACAACGAGUCAUCUCUGGAUAAUUUUUUGAUGGAAACACUAAUAAAAUCCUUCAGGAGUAAAAAGGGUCAUCUGGACCUGUUUGUUCGCUUCCUUCAUGGCCUCUGUCUGGAGUCCAACCAGAGACUCAUAGGAGGUCUCCUGGGUCAGACUGAGAACAGUCCAGGAAUCAUCCAGAGAGUCAUCAACAAUCUAAAAGAAAGGAAGACACAAUUCUCUCCUGACAGAAGCAUCAACAUCUUCCACUGUCUGAUGGAGAUGAAUGACCUCUCAGUACAUCAGGAGAUCCAAGAGUUCCUGAAGUCAGUGAACAAAUCAAAGAAACUCUCUGAGAUCCACUGCUCAGCUCUGGCCCACAUAUUGCAGAUGUCAGAGGAGGUUCUGGAUGAGUUGGACCUGCAAAAGUACAACACAUCAGAGCGGGGACGACUGAGACUGAUUCCAGCUGUGAGGAACUGCAGAAAGGCUCGACUGACUCGGUGUCGACUAUCAGAGUCUCACUGGGAAGUUGUGGCCUCAGCCCUGAAGUCCAACCCCUCCCAUCUGACAGAGCUGGACAUGAGUGGAAACAAGCUGCAGGAUUCAGCAGUGAAGCUUCUGUGUGCUGGACUGGAGAGUCCAAACUGUCGACUGGAGACUCUGAGAUUGUGGGGCUGUGGUUUGUCAGAGAUCAGCUGUGAUUAUCUGGCAGCAGCACUGAAGUCCAACCCCUCCCAUCUGAGAGAGCUGGACCUGAGCUGGAACAACAAGCUGCAGGAUUCAGGAGUGAAGCAUCUGUGUGGUUUCCUGGAGAGUCCAGGAUGUAAACUUGAAACUCUGAGAUUGAGGAGCUGUGGUUUGUCAGAGAUCAGCUGUGAUUAUCUGGCAGCAGUGCUGAAGUCCAACCCCUCCCAUCUGAGACAGCUGGACCUGAGUACCAACAACCUGCAGGAUUCAGGAGUGAAGCAUCUGUGUGGUUUCCUGGAGAGUCCAGGAUGUAAACUUGAAACUCUGAGAUUGAGUGUCUGUGGUUUGUCAAAGAUCAGCUGUGAUUAUCUGGCAGCAGCACUGAAGUCCAACCCCUCCCAUCUGAGAGAGCUGGACCUGAGCUGGAACAACCUGCAGGAUUCAGGAUUGAAGCAUCUGUGUGGUUUCCUGGAGAGUCCAGGAUGUAAACUUGAAACUCUGAGAUUGAGGGGCUGUGGUUUGUCAAAGAUCAGCUGUGAUUAUCUGGCAGCAGCGCUGAAGUCCAACCCCUCCCAUCUGAGAGAGCUGGAGCUGAGUAACAAUGACAAGCUGCAGGAUUCAGAUGUGAAGCAGCUGUCUGAUCUUCAGCAGAGUCCAGACUACAGACUGGAGACUCUGGAGUGGAUAUGAUGGUAAACAGGACGGUGUGUGUGCUGAGAGAGGAGCAGCUGUGUCCUGAUGAUCCAGAGAGGUUGAAGCAGCAGCAGCUUGUGUGUAGAGACGCUCUGACUGGGCCAUGUUACUGGGAGGUGGAGAGGAGAGCUUCAUCCAGCAGUGACUGACAGAGGAAUGAAGUGCAGAUGACUGUCAGUGCUGCAGAGUGAACUGCUCUGAGAACAGCUCCACUGUCAGACACAAUGUAGAGUCCAGCAUCAUCCCUGUGUGUCCCUCUGGAUCUGACAGAGGAUCAUCAGUGGAUCUGGACUGCUCUGCUGCUGCUCUGUCCUUCUACAGUCUCUGCACAGUCUCUGUCUCACUCUGGAAAGAUUUUACAACUUGUGUAAUUACAGAACAUUAAUAUUAUAUUCAAACAUGUGAUCUUCUCUUUAUUUCUGAAUCUUUACCAAAUAAAGAAAAACUAACAAACAGAA